CAAGGUCCGGAGCGGGAAGGGGCUGGCUGGUCCGAUGGGAACGCCAGACCCCUCUGGAGCCAGGGGGCCUGGCCCUGGGGGGAGUGGAGGGGUAAUGGAGGAGUGAGUUCCUUCCCCGCUUCCUUCCAGGGUGCCCCCCUCGCAUUCUCUGCCCGCCGCCGCCCUCCCUUCCGACCAGGAGGGGCGAUCGCCCAGGAGCCCCGCGGGGUCACACGGGGCCGAAGACCGCCCGCGCAGUCUAGGCCAGGGCCCUGUGUCCGGGGACCCGCGGGCGGGUCUGCGGCGUUGGGGGGCGGUCCGAGCCCGGGACGGUAGGGGGCUGGACCCUUGGCCUGGGUCCCAGGGGGCGGCGCCGCAGCGCGGACCGGCCGGGUCCCUCCCAGGCGGGAGCAGAACAGGCGGUGCCCGGGCGGCCGCGGAGCUAUGGACGGCAGCGGGCCCUUCAGCUGCCCCAUCUGCCUGGAGCCGCUCCGGGAGCCGGUGACGCUGCCCUGCGGCCACAACUUCUGCCUCGCCUGCCUGGGCGCGCUCUGGCCGCACCGCGGCGCGGGUGGCGCCGGCGGGCCCGGAGGCGCGGCCCGCUGCCCGCUGUGCCAGGAGCCCUUCCCCGACGGCCUGCAGCUCCGCAAGAACCACACGCUGUCCGAGCUGCUGCAGCUCCGCCAGGGCUCGGGCUCCGCGCCCGGGCCCGGCUCCGGCCCGGCCCCGGCCUCGGCCUCGGCCUCGGCCCCGGAGCCCGCGUCGCCCAGCGCCCCGCCCAGCGCCCCGGAGCCUUCGGCUCCCUGCGCGCCCGAGCCCUGGCCCGGUGGCGAAGAGCCGGUGCGCUGCGACGCGUGCCCCGAGGGCGCCGCCCUGCCUGCCGCGCUCUCCUGCCUCUCCUGCCUCGCCUCCUUCUGCCCGGCGCACUUGGGCCCGCACGAGCGCAGCCCCGCGCUGCGCGGACACCGCCUAGUGCCGCCGCUGCGCCGGCUGGAGGAGAGCCUGUGCCCGCGCCACCUGCGGCCGCUUGAGCGCUACUGCCGUGCGGAGCGCAUGUGCCUGUGCGAGGCCUGCGCCGCCCAGGAGCACCAGGGCCACGAGCUCGUGCCGCUGGAGCAGGAGCGCGCGCUCCAGGAGGCCGAGCAGUCCAAAGUCCUGAGUGCUGUGGAGGACCGCAUGGAUGAGCUGGGCGCCUGCAUUGCACAGUCCCGGCGCACGGUGGCCCUCAUCAAGAGCGCCGCCGCAGCAGAGCGGGAGAGGGUGAGCCGGCUGUUCGCCGAGGCUGCAGCCAUCCUGCAGGGGUUCCAGACGGAGGUGCUGGGCUUCAUCGAGGAGGGCGAGGCCACCAUGCUGGGCCGCUCCCAGGGGGACCUGCGGAGGCAGGAGGAACAGCGCAGCAGGCUCAGCCGGGCCCGCCACAACCUCAGUCAGGUCCCUGAAGCCGACUCAGUCAGCUUCCUGCAGGAGCUCCUGGCACUCAGGCUGGCCCUGGAGGAGGGGUGCGGCCCUGGGCCCGGCCCCCCGAGGGAGCUCAGCUUCACCAGAUCAUCCCAAGCCGUGCGGGCGGUGAGAGAGCUGCUAACGGCCACCUGUGCCAGCCAGUGGGAGCAGCUGCGGGGGCUGGGCACAGAAGCCGAUGCUGAGUCCCAAGACCCCGAUAGCACCAACCACUUGGAGAGUGAGGCUCCCAGGGACUACUUCCUCAAGUUUGCCUACAUCGUGGACCUGGACAGCGACACGGCAGACAAGUACCUGCAGCUGUUUGGAACCAAAGGUGUAAAGAGGGUGCUGUGUCCCAUCAACUACCCCGAGUCACCCACUCGCUUCACCCACUGCGAGCAGGUGCUGGGUGAGGGUGCCCUGGACCGGGGCACCUACUAUUGGGAGGUAGAGAUCAUCGAAGGCUGGGUCAGCGUGGGGGUCAUGGCCGAAGACUUCUCCCCACAAGAGCCCUAUGACCGGGGCCGGCUCGGCCGCAAUGCCCACUCCUGCUGCCUGCAGUGGAACGGACGCAGCUUCUCCGUCUGGUUCCACGGGCUGGAGGCGCCCCUGCCCCACCCGUUCUCGCCCACCGUCGGGAUCUGCCUAGAAUAUGCCGACCGAGCCUUGGCCUUCUAUGCUGUGCGGGAUGGCAAGAUGAACCUUCUUCGGAGGUUGAAGGCCUCCCGGGCCCGCCGGAGCAGCUCCCUGUCCUCCUCCAUUGACCCCUUCCAAAGCCGCCUGGACAGCCAUUUUGCAGGGCUCUUCACUCGCAGGCUAAAGCCUGCCUUCUUCCUGGAGAGUGUGGACGCCCAUCUGCAGAUGGGGCCCCUGAAGAAAUCCUGCAUAUCUGUGCUGAAGAGGAGGUGAUGCAGGGGGGCAUGGGGCCUCCUGCCGUGUCCCAGCUCCUGGGAAGCUUGCUUCUCUGCACCCCCAUCUUGCCCCAGUGAACGCACCUUGGGGUCCCCCACAUCCCCAGACUUCUCCUCCCUGGAGGCCUCACCUUCCGUAUACUUGGCCUUCCCCCCCCAGGCCCCUGGAAGUGCCCUCAGACCCUGUCUCCCUAUGGGCCUUGUUUCUGGGACAGAAAGCCAGAGCUGGGACAGAUCCAGGCUACCCCAACCCUUCUUUUUCCACGUUCCUAGGACAGUGCCUGGCACAUAAUAGGUGCUGAAUAAACAUGUGUUGAAUGAA
Messenger RNA from Acinonyx jubatus (cheetah), 2652 nucleotides. RefSeq names its product tripartite motif containing 47 (gene TRIM47). Bases 424 to 2328 code for a protein of 634 amino acids. The record is from RefSeq and is a predicted model, not a curated record. The transcript is spliced from 6 exons. Gene Ontology annotation, molecular function: zinc ion binding. Lineage: Eukaryota; Metazoa; Chordata; Mammalia; Carnivora; Felidae.